AUGAGCACACUCGGAUCCUCCCUCCCGUCCAACCUCCCCCCGCCCGUCGACGACGGCGCCUGCGACCAUCUCCCCGGCCUCUCCCUCCCCAGCAUCCCGCUCCCGACCGCCAGCGACCCGUCCACCAAGAUCGACGUCUCCGCCCUCGCGGGACUCACCCUCAUCUUCAUAUACCACCGCUCCGCCGCCCCGGGCGAGGUGAUCUCGCCCGAGUGGGACGCCAUCCCGGGCGCGCGGGGGUGUACCCCGCAGGCGUGCUCGUACCGCGACAACGCGGCGCGCCUGGCGGGUGCCGGGGAUCCGCAGGACCAACAGCUCGGCGAUCAUGUUGAACCAACAGAUGAUCGCCUUUCAGCACAGCCACCGUAUGAAGAUGAUGGCCAAGAAAACCUUGACGGUAAUGGGCAAAUUCAGCCCAACGUAUCAGACAACGCGAACGCGGUAUUUGGUCCAGAACAGGAAACCAGGCUUCUUUUGUUUCUAAAAGGCCUUGGCAACAGCAAUAAUAUUGCAGAUGGCGCGGUUUCCAAUCUUGUCCCAAUCAGUUCCAAUGAUGCGGCUUCCGAGGCAGCUAUCAACGACGUUCCUAUUGAAACCAGUCUCAAUAUCGCCGAUGAUACCGCUGCUGAUGCGACUAUCAGGGCAAUGAUCGACGAUCCCGACGUAGCCUUACGACCAGAUCUCGAGGAGACGCUACGGGAAGAGAUUAAUGUCUCAUCCUUGGAGCCGCCAAAUUCAACCGCUUUGCACAUUGCUCUUGCGAAAGGCCUCAACAAGAUCGCCGAACAGCUUAUCGGUGCUGGCGCAAACGUCAACGCGUUGGACGAAAACGAUGUGCAGCCAUUACACAUUGCUUGCGACAAUGGCAACACGGACUUGAUCAAGCUGCUCUUGGAUAAUGGAGCCACAACAAGAGGUCCGGACCGAGAUGGAUGGUGUCUCCUCCAUUGCGCAAGCUACUAUGACAUGGAUGCAGACUUGUUGGAGCGUCUUAUCGAAGUCGAUCGGAACAACUUGAACCAUAAGGAGUCCUUUCAGGGUUGGACGCCAAUCAAUCGGGCCGCUUGGUUUGGGCGCCAAACUGUUGUUGAGGCUUUGCUGAAAGCACGUGUGGAUCUUGGAAUCGCGGAUGAAAAUGGUUGGACGCCGUUAAUGACGGCCAUCGAAGAAACAAACUUCCAAAUUUUCGACAAGAUGGUUGAUCACCUUGCUGAAAUUGGGUCAAAUGACGAUGAUAUUUCCAAAAAAGUCAUUGACCAACGCGAUGAUGAGGGAAUGACAGUCCUCAUGACGCUCUGUGAUGCUGAUCCGACUUCGGCUGCGGAAGACUCACUUCGGAACUUUCUUCAAAAGCUGCGACCAAACACGGACAUCAUCGACAACAUCGAACAAACGGCGCUGAGUCACGUGAUGGCUUUAGUGAAGAAAUCUAACAGCCCUUAUGCAUGGAACAUGGCAUUGGAGAUGAUCAAAUGGUGGCCGGAACAAGACCUUUUGAGGCGGAACAAUGAGACGGCAUUCGACGAUGUUUUUGACAACAUGGAGCAGUCUACUCCACUGCUGCAGGCUCUGGCCAGACGCCUUGAGGCAAACUUCGCCUUGCGAGACAAGCUGCUGUGUCGGCUUGCAAUAAGAACGGAAUCACACCCUGCCGCUAUCGAGGUUCUGUCAAAGUUGGAGCUUCGUGAGCCGAUCGAAGCGCUAGGAUACAAGGAUAAAUGGACGCUCGUUGAUUGGGCGAUAUACCAUCGAAUGCCUCGAGUAUUGCUGAACUGCCCUGCUGCUGAUGACUUGACCGCAGAUCACGGAACCUACGGUACCAGAAUCAUCAACGAGUUGAAGGAACGCUAUUCGGAUCCAGACGAGAAACGGAAUACCGAUCGCAAGGAUGAAUUGACCCCGAGUCAGGUUCUGGACGAAAUGGAAGAUAUUCUAAACUCCCUUCCUCAGAUGAGAAGUGAGCAACAGCCUAAGACGCGUUGGAAGCUUUUGCAACCCAGCGAUGAAAUGCAGAGGUGCCUGGAGUAUUACAAAGCAGCAGUUGUCAGGUUUCGCAAGAAGGAGUUGGAGGCGCUCAGGUUUCGAAAGGUCAGCAAUAUUGUCUAUGGCGAUUUACCAAUCGAUGUGAUCACAAUAAGCCAAAUACAGGAAUCUGUGUGGAAAGAAGGAACAGCUACAGAGUUUUCGAAAGAAAACACUCCCGACACCGAAAGCAGCUUCACCUGGGUUCAUCUGCCAGCCACCAAUAUGGACUGGAUGAAAAACACCGGAAUGAAGAUCAUGAAAACGCAAGCAGAAAAGGAGAGAGGGCCCCAAGACAGGCUGACUUCGUUUCUACAAGCCAGCUGGGUUCAAGUACCUGAUAAAACUUCACCAUCACGAUUCAUGCGUCCUCGGUACGUUAGAAUGCAGCAGGAUGAAAGUCAGGACCCACACAAAAACAAAACCCAGAACCAAAGCAAGGCUGCUGGAUCCAACCAAGGAGCCCCUCCCCAGGAUGAUGGUAAACCUGAAUCUACCAACUCUCAUGAAUGCCCAGCAUCGGCACUAUAUAUGCCAUUUCUUGUAGUCUCGAAAUACGACGAACAAAUGGAAUCUAUAAAGCGGAACGAAACCUCUGGGUCGCAGCUUUCCCAACGUCAGCAUCUUUUCAGCGCUUACGAAGGCUCUGUCAUGCAUGACUCUCCAACAUUGGACGAGCAUUACUACCACUUUGCUGAAGACGAGGAUUCCACCAAUGACCGAAAAGGACGCAACAGGACGCAGGUGAUCUCCAAGUACCUGCACAUGGGGCCGUAUGCAGAUGAAAGCGACAUGCCCAGGACAAUCCUGCGCGUUAGCCAGCUUUGGGCAUGGACCAUUGGUGACAGAUGGCUUGUCACAUCAACAUCUUGCGCCAAGGUAGACGGAGCAAACGCAUUUGUAGCAGAAAUCCGCCAGCAUCUUCGCCGUCGAGAUGAGGACGGGAGUCUCAAUGGCGGAUUAAGUUCGCCACAAGAAUUGUGCAAGAUUAUUGCAGAGUAUUGCAUUGGUGUUUACGAAAGGAAACAUAAACUUGAGAAGUGGACUUCUGACCAGAGCAAGAUCAUUCGGUACACCGAAGAGCGAUCAAUUCGCCAAGUCUUCUCCGAUUUCAUCAACAAAAUUGGAAGAGAGGAAGCGGACUUGUUCCGCCAGUUCUCCAAACAACCUGUUGAACUAGAUGAAAAGCAUUCCAAAGCCAAGGACCACUCACUCACAAUCACGGCUGUUCUAGGUGCUACUAGGAAGGCGGCCAAUCUUCUGUUCCAAAUCAAAGACGUCCGUGACGAGCUACACAUUCUGAAAACUGUAGCCGACUACCAAGAGAAGGUCCAGACUAGUUUGGACGAAGCGAUUCACAGUGCUAGCAACGCAGCAUUUGAGGAGAAUAUGAAGGCGAAAUACGUCAGAAAUGACAUCGACGAGCUGGACAGGCUUGCUCGCAACAUUCAAGAGGCUUUGCAAACGACUCUUACUCUUCACGAGAGCGAAAUUGCUAAUCGACAGGCCAAAGAAGCUGUGGACCAGGGAAAGAGAGUCAUUAUAUUCACGGUCGUCACUGUCUGGUUUUUACCUCUUUCGUUCCUCACCAGUUUGUUUGCCUUAGAUGUGGAAUCCUUCCUUGGCGCACCUUGGUGGUCUCUAGUAGUCAUUCGUAUGGCCCCUUUCUAA
This is a messenger RNA of Colletotrichum aenigma, 3693 nucleotides long. It is a transcript of the gene ANKK1-1, whose product is annotated as Ankyrin repeat and protein kinase domain-containing protein 1. Gene Ontology annotation, cellular component: membrane. The transcript is spliced from 12 exons. The record is from RefSeq and is a predicted model, not a curated record. NCBI's taxonomy places the organism in Eukaryota, Fungi, Ascomycota, Sordariomycetes, Glomerellales, Glomerellaceae. Gene Ontology annotation, molecular function: metal ion transmembrane transporter activity; protein binding. Gene Ontology annotation, biological process: transmembrane transport; metal ion transport. The coding region runs from base 1 to 3693 and encodes 1230 amino acids.